AUGGCACCUAAAUCAACUUCGAGAUUUAUCAUUUUCGCGGUGGUUUUCUCGUUGAUAUGGUGGACUUUCCUCUGGCCGUCGACCAACACGGCCGGUCUUCACGAGAUUGCGGGCGUCGCGCUUCCGCCUCUCGACUUUUUAACAGCCACAUCGGAUCGAAAACAGAAGCACGCGCAACAUUAUGCGUCUCAGGAAGCGCGUCAGUUUUGUGCGGCGCAUGGCUAUACCACUUAUACACCUAAAUGUACAUCCGGCGAGCGCAAAGUCUAUGACCUAAUGAUGGUCAACACCGAGCUUGAUUUUCUCGAAAUUCGACUCCAUGCGCUAUACGACUACGUUGACUACUUCGUCAUUGUCGAAUCUCCAAAGUCAUUUCAGGGCGACUCAAAGACGCUCGUGAUUGCAGAUAACUGGGAUAGAUUUCGCCGCUACCACGAUAAAAUGAUAUACCACGAAUUAACGUUCCCAAAGUCGUUUAACCCUAAAAGGGCAUGGGACUACGAGGAUCUACAACGAGACGCAAUGUUUAAUCAAGCUAUGAAGUCAUUGACUGGGCCGAAAGCGCCCAUAGAAGGCGACGUUAUUGUUGUCUCCGACGUCGACGAGAUUCCCCGACCCGAGUCGCUGCUCGUUCUUCGCACCUGCAAUUUCCCGCGACGUCUUACGCUCUCCUCCAAGUUCUAUUACUAUUCGUUCCAGUUCUUGCAUACGGGACCGGAAUGGCAGCAUCCGCAGGCGACAUUCUACCAAGGAUGGCGCACCAUCAAGCCUACCAACCUGCGCAACGGCGACGGUGGUCUGCCCUGGUUCCGCAACCAGGAAAAGGGCGUCCUUAAAAAUGCUGCGUGGCACUGCAGCAGCUGUUUUUCUACCAUUGAGCAAUUCCUCAACAAGAUUGCCAGCUUCUCCCACGGCUGGAUGAAUGACGAAGAAUACAGAGAUAAGGAUAGAAUCGCCGACGCGAUACGACACGGCAGGGAUGUUUGGGACAGAGAUCAGGAUCAGUUCUACAAGGUUGAGAACAAUAAAGACAUGCCGCCGCUGGUGCUCCAAGAAACGGAGCGGUUCGGCUACCUGACGAAUCGGGAUGGGCCAUCGGCAGGGUUCAAGGAUUAUCCUUGA
Beauveria bassiana ARSEF 2860 is the source of this 1122-nucleotide messenger RNA. Its product is annotated as glycosyltransferase family 17. Gene Ontology annotation, biological process: N-acetylglucosamine metabolic process; protein N-linked glycosylation. Gene Ontology annotation, molecular function: beta-1,4-mannosylglycoprotein 4-beta-N-acetylglucosaminyltransferase activity. The record is from RefSeq and is a predicted model, not a curated record. NCBI's taxonomy places the organism in Eukaryota, Fungi, Ascomycota, Sordariomycetes, Hypocreales, Cordycipitaceae. Gene Ontology annotation, cellular component: membrane. Bases 1 to 1122 code for a protein of 373 amino acids. The transcript has a single exon.